Suillus paluster is the source of this 1158-nucleotide messenger RNA. RefSeq lists its product as uncharacterized. Lineage: Eukaryota; Fungi; Basidiomycota; Agaricomycetes; Boletales; Suillaceae. Bases 1 to 1158 code for a protein of 385 amino acids. The record is from RefSeq and is a predicted model, not a curated record. The transcript has 6 exons.
AUGCCACCCGAAUGGACUUUAACAUGCGAUAUUUGUGGCAAGCAAUUCAAGAGCCAUGGGCUUGGUGCCCACCAGAAGGCCUGCAGGAGGACUGCAGCGCGGAUGCAGGAAGAUCGGGAGAGACGGGGUGCUCGUGCAGGCUUAUCAUUCACAGCACCGCAUGAGAUGCUCACAGAUGAGCAUGUCCCGCCACCUGCACACCAGCAGGAUGACAUCAAGACGGAAUACCAUCCACAUAGUGGCACCACCACCAAAAUUGAUAGAUUCAGUGAUUUCCACUGCUGCACUGCUGACCGCUCGCGACCUCCUGACAAUAGCACUCCCUGGGAACCAUUCAGAUUGUGCCUUGACUUCGACUUUGCUGAAUUGGUGCUGAAUGCAAAUCUCACGAAAUUGCAGACCAAUGACCUCAUUGGUCUCAUCCAUCAUACUGCAUUUGAAAAAUUCUCUCUCACUGACCAUGAUGGCAUCUGCAAGCUUUGGGAUGCAGCAUCCCCCCAUCACACGAAUUUCAAAAAGGAAGUAAUUUCAGUCCCGCAUAGGAACCAGGAGCAUACUUUUGAUUUUUGGCAUAGGCCCCUCUGGGACUGGGCCUGUGAUCUGCUGAAAGACCCUCACCUUGGCCCACAUUUCGUGUUUGAUGCCCAACGCUUGUAUAAGUUUGAUGGGCAAGAUUUUGUACGUUUUUUUGACAAGCCGUGGACUGCCAAUGCAUUUUGGGAGUCUCAAUCAUCCCUGCCAAAUGAUGAAGGAAAACCGUUCACUUUUGUCUUAUAUGCUGACAAGUCAAAACUCUCAACAAUGGGUCGUCAAAAGGCAUAUCCUGUGAUUGCACGAUGUGCAAAUUCACCUGUCGAAAUAUGCAUUGGUGAAGGGUUCGGCCGCCGCUGCCUUGUAGGCUGGCUUCCUAUUGUCGAAGAAGAUAAGAAGUAUUCUGGGACUCAGUCCUUCAUCAAUUUCAAAAAUGAUAUGUGUUAUGACUUUGAUAUGUGGAACCAUGUGCAAAUAUCCCUGCCCUGUCUGUCUUGUUCCCAGAGAAGAACUCGGCAAUGUGCUCACGUCGUAUCCAUUGCGAACGGGCACAUCUACUCAAGAUACAAUUUUGGAGGCGCGAAGGCAGGCUUGACAAGAAGACAAAGAGAAGAUAUUGAUGUCUGA